This is a messenger RNA of Trichomycterus rosablanca, 2421 nucleotides long. Its product is annotated as protocadherin alpha-C2-like. Bases 1 to 2421 code for a protein of 806 amino acids. NCBI's taxonomy places the organism in Eukaryota, Metazoa, Chordata, Actinopteri, Siluriformes, Trichomycteridae. The transcript has a single exon. Gene Ontology annotation, biological process: homophilic cell-cell adhesion. The record is from RefSeq and is a predicted model, not a curated record. Gene Ontology annotation, cellular component: plasma membrane. Gene Ontology annotation, molecular function: calcium ion binding.
AUGGAGUGGUAUACAGUUUUACCGUCACACAAAAGGUACGUUUCCAUCAUUUUUCUAACUGCGUGUAUUUCUACGGUUUUUUCCGUCACCCACUAUUCCGUUCCUGAGGAACUAGAAGGUGGAUCAGUUGUUGCCAAUCUCGCUACGGAUUUAGGCUUGGAUGUGAAGACCUUGAAAAAACGAAGCAUGCGACUGGAUAUCAUCGCAAACAGGAAGUAUCUCGACGUAAACAAAGAAACUGGAGAACUAUUCAUAGUGGAGAAAAUAGACAGAGAGAUGCUAUGUAAUAUGAAACCCACAUGCUUUAUUAAAAUGGACGUUACCAUUGAAAAUCCAAAACGAAUAUUUAACAUAGAGCUAGAAAUUAUGGACAUUAAUGAUAAUCCGCCUCAAUUUAGGCGAGACUCUAUUCACUUAGACAUAUCCGAAUCCACUUCUGUUGGCGAACGAUUUUCUUUAAAUAAUGCAGUGGAUCCAGAUGUCGGCUCGAAUUCCAUAAAGACAUAUUAUUUAAGUGAAAGUGAGCAUUUUGCUAUUGAAAUCCAGACAGGCAGAGAUGGGUCAAAGUUUACAGAUUUAAUUCUGAAAAAAGCUUUAGACCGUGAGGGACAGGCAGUACACAACCUAAUACUUACUGCUGUAGAUGGCGGAGUGCCAGCGCGUUCUGGAACUGCCAGCAUCAUUGUACGCGUUCUUGAUACAAAUGAUAACGCUCCUCAGUUUGACCAAGAUAGUUACACAGUCAGCUUAAUAGAAAACUCACCAAUCGGAAGCGUUGUUAUUAAAUUAAAUGCAACAGAUAAAGACGAAGGUACAAAUUCAGAGAUUGAGUACAAGUUCAGUCUAUAUACGUCGGAAAAAACACAAGCUACAUUUAGUUUAAAUUCUAAAAAUGGUGAGAUUAGAGUAAAAGACAUUGUAAAUUAUGAGGAUUUUAAAAUUUAUAGCAUGGAGAUAAUAGCAACAGAUAAAGGAGCAAAUAGUCUUUCUGGUCAAUGUAAAGUUACUAUCUUAAUCACAGAUGUGAAUGAUAAUCAUCCAGAAAUUUCUAUUAAGUCGUUUACAAGUCCAAUCAAAGAGGAUGUGGCUGUAGGUACUAUUAUUGCAGUGGUCAGUGUGAGUGAUAAAGACUCUGGAGAAAAUGGGCAAACAGAUAUUCAUGUUUCUGAUAAGUUACCAUUUUCGCUUAGAGAAGCAUCUGAUAACCUUUAUGAGAUUGAAGUUUCAAAUCCUUUAGAUCGUGAAAAGGUUGCAGAGUACGAAAUUAUAUUUACUGUUACUGACAGAGGAGAUCCACCAUUAUAUGAUAAUGAAACUGUAACUCUAGAACUGCUGGAUGUUAAUGAUAAUGUCCCACACUUUCCACAAUCUUUUUAUACAAUUCAAGUUGUGGAAAAUAAUCCACCUGGUGCAUUGUUGGGCUCUUUAACUGCUAUUGAUCCUGACCUCCAUGAAAAUCAGUACUUAGUAUACCUUAUAAUUGAAAAGGAAAUAGUAAACACCUCUAUCUCCAUGCUUUUCUCCAUCAAUCCAGAGAACGGCAACCUUUAUGCACUGAAAACGUUUGAUUAUGAGAUGGAAAAAGAGUUUCUUUUUCACAUUGAGGCCAGAGAUUCAGGUGUUCCACCACUCAAAAGUAAUAUGACUGUUCGCAUUAUCAUCAUGGACCAGAAUGACAAUGCACCAGUUAUAGUGUCUCCAUGGCGAGCACACGGCUCAGUGGUGGAAGAAAAAAUACCAAGAUCCACUGAUAAAGGAACUCUGAUAGCCAAAGUUAUUGCUUUAGACACAGAUUCUGUUCACAACUCUCGUAUUACAUACCAGUUUCUCCAGAAUACUGAUGCUACAUUGUUCAGUUUGGACCAGUACAAUGGAGAGAUCCGGACCAUGAGAAUGUUCAGUUACAGAGACUCACGCCACCAACGACUGGUUGUGAUUGCCAAGGACAAUGGAGAACCCUCUCUUUCUGCUACAGUUACCAUCAAACUAUCCACCAUGGAAACUGCACUUAAAUCAUAUGCUGGCAUGACAGAGGAACCUUUAGAAUAUGACAUCUUUUCUGACCUUAACCUAUAUCUGGUGAUUGGACUGGGUUCUGUAUCUUUUCUCUUACUGAUCACAAUAUUGGUGACCAUUGUGCUGAAGUGUCAAAAACCAAAACCCAGCAAGGCAGUUCCCCCGAGUAGGAACAGUAUAAUAAGUGAAAGGAACUCAACCAUUGCAGAUUCCACUCUAGUAUCCAAUGAUGCCUACUGGUACAGCUUGUUUCUGGCAGAGACAAGAAAAGGAAAGUUGGUAGUUAGACAGCCAGUGCCAAAAGGGACAAGAUACAUUGUUUCCAGUAUUCCCAGGAGCACAGGCACUAGUGACUCAGCUGCAUCUACUUUACAGGUAGGGAAAUCCCUUUAUCCUUAUUUUUAG